UAAAGGUGAGAAUGGACCUUGAGAAUGUUCCACUGGAGGGUACAGUGGAGACCCUUUUUACAGAUGGAUGCUGUUACAGGUCAAAGGACCCAGGAGGAGGUAACAUAGCAUCCUAUGCAGUGGUAAAACAAGAAGGAAUGGCAGGAACACACGAGGUGGUGGAAGCAAAGAAAUUGGACCCAUCUGAGGCCUCAGCCCAGUUGGCUGAACUCAGAGCACUAAGGAGAGCUCUGGAACUGAGCAAAGGAAAAAGAGUGAACAUUUACACAGACUCUGCAUACGCACAUGGUAUUGCACACAUAGAUGGCCCACAGUGGAUGAGGAAGGGCCAUCUGACCAGUUCAAAUGAACCCAUAAAACACAAACAAUAAGUACAACGAUUGAUCGAAGCAAUUCAUCUACCAACAAGUGUGGCCAUUAUGAAAUGCAAAGGACACAGUAAGGAGAACACAAAAGUGAGGGAAGGAAAUGAUAUGGCGGAUCAAGCAGCCAAAGAAGCAGGAGGAUAUACUGCACAGCAGAUGGUACAGAGGACGGGAGAAAUGCAAGAUGAGCUGACAAUGGACACAGUCAGGCAGCUACAAGAGGCUGCGGACGUGUAUGAACAGACUGUUUGGAAUAGGCAUGGAGCCAGAAGAGAUCACAAAGGAAUCUGGAGAUCACACAUGGGAAAGACAGUAGCACCCAUCAAACUGCUCAGGUCAAUGAUACGAGAAGAACAUAACAAGGCACAUGGGGGUUGGAAGAGCGUGGCUAAAGCUCUGGAAAUUGUGUGGUGGCACCCCCACAUGCAGGACAUGACAAGAGAAGUUUCAGAAAGCUGUGAGAUCUGCAAAGGUUACAACAACAAGAUCUCAUUGGGAGCAGUAAUAGGGAGUUUCCCUAUACCUGAUGCACCUUUCCAGGACAUAUGCAUUGACUUUACUGACAUGGGACAAGACAACCGAGUGGAAGGGAAAAGAUACCUGUUGGUGAUGGUGGAUAGAUUCACCAGAUGGGUUGAGGCCAUACCAACUGCCAAAGAAGAUGCAAAAGCAGUCAUCAAGUGGCUGAGAAGAGACCUUAUCCCAAGGUUUGGAGUCCCUCGAAUGGUCCGAUCCGACAAUGGCUCCCACUUCAAGAAUGAACACCUGAAAGAGGUGGAACAAGCAUUGGGGAUCACCCACAAAUUUGGGUCAGUGUAUCACCCCCAAUCUCAGGGCCUCGUAGAGAGAGCCAACCAGACUUUGAAACGAAAAAUGGCCAAAAUAAUGGCAGGGACCAAGCUAAAAUGGGUAGAUGCGCUACCUCUAGCUUUAAUGUCCAUGAGAAACUCACCAGGGUCAGACACACACCUUACACCACAUGAACUGUUGACAGGGAGAAGAAUGCCAGGUCCACCUGCUGAUAACAUGAGUUUGCCUAGGCUAGACAUUGCUAAAAUCAGAUACACAGACUACAUGCAGGCUCUAACCUCUCUUGUCGGAAGACUGUCCAAACAGGUGGUGGAGGUCCGUACUCCUGCGGUUGAGACCACAGACGAAAACAGGGACAUCCUGGUUGGUGACUGGGUGCGAGUGAAGGUGCACUCCAGGAAGUGGACAGAGCCCAGGUGGAAGGGACCGUUCCAAGUAAAAGAAGUAGCCAGUCACUCCCUGAGGGUAAGCACAGACCAAAAAGACACUUGGUACCACAGGACCCACUGUACAAAAGACUCAGGCCCGGAGAGAACGUUAGAUCAAGUAGUAACAGACCUGUCUGAGUCUCAACCAUGACUCCAAUUGUUCUCAUGUGGAUAGGACUAGUGGGGUUGACAACAAUAUGGGGGAAAGAAAUAGAGACUAUACAGCUGACUGAGGGUGAUUCCAGUGCUAUCAGACUCAAGGGAUACAAGAUAUUCAACCAGGCCAGUCCAAUGGGAAUAUGUAGCUGGAAGCUCAACUCGGUGACAUACAAAAAAGAGUGUACAAUAGACACUUGGUUUAGGAGGCAGCAAGUAUAUCUCUGUAAUGGGCAUGGGUGUGCUUAUUGGGAUUACAUGAUUACAAAUACGGGUCCUUAUUGGGAAUGGAGGAGGGGUUACCCGUACAGCAUAGGGGACCCGACAAAAGUAGACAGGUUUUCCAUUAUCUGGGGAAGGGGUGAGGGGCAGUUUGAUGUUUGUAAAGGUGAUGAAAUCCUACUAACAAUUAAGUCUGUCAAGCUCUCGGAUACAGGAACAUAUACGCUGGGGAUAAGGGUGUCGGGACACGACCUUAUGGGAUCAAUUGCCCUGAAGGUACUGCCGAAACCACCACCAGUUCCAACCGGACAGAGACAGAUCCAGUCGAACGGCUCCACCACUCCAGGUCCAACUCUAAAUCCACCAACUAAAAUAUUGAACCCGGUGCAGGUAAUAAAUGUUAAGGAUAUCACAGACAGUGACCAAUUAGGCACUGAAACUGGUUAUGAGGGGAGGAAAAAUAUGUGGUUAGCCUACAUGAGGUAUACAGCUAAAACACUCAACAGAAAAGACUGUGUUAUCUGUGGGCAUGCUAGACCUGUUCUGGCAACACACCCUUUUGCUCUAGGCAGCGGGGAAGGUUGGAUGUGCAUAUUGGAAAGAUUUUAUCAUGUCAACCCAAACUCUACCCUGUGUAAAGCUCUGAGCCUUAUUUUCCCAGAGGUUCCCAGAGGGCAUAUGGAGGGAAUUACAGCUGUAUCACUGGUACAGGUAGGGGGGUGGACUAUGGUCAAUUGCCUGAGGCAGAUUGUAUCAGUAAAGUCACCAUUAAUGCUACCUGGCCAGUAGAUGGGCUAAACCAAACGAGAGGUGUUGCUGACGUAUGGUGGAUAUGUGGCCCCAACAGGCGGUUGACACCUAUWCUUAAAGGUGAAUGGCAAGGUACAUGUGCCCUGGCUAGUCUUAUAAUACCAUUAACCAUUAUUGAAGUUACAGCUAACCAACUCCUGGGAUCCGCUCAUGACACAGAUGCUCGUGACCAACCCAGUAGGAGACAGAAACGUGAUGCUCCUUGGUCCGAMGGGACAGAUAACA
Salvelinus sp. IW2-2015 is the source of this 3016-nucleotide messenger RNA. NCBI's taxonomy places the organism in Eukaryota, Metazoa, Chordata, Actinopteri, Salmoniformes, Salmonidae. The record is from RefSeq and is a predicted model, not a curated record.